Messenger RNA from Lycium barbarum (goji berry), 1015 nucleotides. RefSeq lists its product as uncharacterized. The transcript has a single exon. The coding region runs from base 138 to 764 and encodes 208 amino acids. The record is from RefSeq and is a predicted model, not a curated record. Lineage: Eukaryota; Viridiplantae; Streptophyta; Magnoliopsida; Solanales; Solanaceae.
CAAAUUAAAGCCUAUAAAAGCAGCAAACAUCCUUACUAGUUCUUUGCCACAAAGCUCCUAUUGCCCUCUUCCCCUUUUCAAAAGGAAGAUCACACAAAGAAAGAAGAAAAGAAAAAAAAGAAAUUAGGCAUAACAAGAUGAUCAAUGAAAUGGAGUACCAAAACCUACAAAGCAUAAAGAAGUUAACUAUAGUAUUACUACUUUCAUUGUUCUCAUUCCUCUUUUCAUACACAUAUUUUUAUUAUAAGUACUUCUAUUUCGUUGCAUUUCCCUUCCAAAUUCUAAACCAUAUUGCUGGGGAUAAGAACUACAUAUUUCUCAUUUGCAAUGGUAUCUUGCUACUCCUUACAAAGACUUCAGGCAUGGUUAAUAUUCUUCUUUCCCCCUCGGAUUUCGAUCUUAAUGAAUUCUCGAAAACAUAUUCAGAAGUACUUUUGGAAAGUAGCAGUAGUGCUCUUUCUGAAUGCAAAGAAGAAGAAGAAGAAAUAACAAAGUUUGAAAUAUUAGAUGAUAAUAAGCAAUUGGAAGCAUCAAAAGAAAUAGUGGAAGUGGAUGAAAAUGGCAUUUUUACAAAUAAUAUUGAAGAAGAAAACGAAGAAGAAAAGGCAGAAGGAGGAAAAGAAGUAGUGGAAGAAAGUGAUGAUGAGCCAUUGAACAAGUUGAGUAUAGAGGAAUUAAACAAGAUAUUUGAAGAAUUUAUUAAGAGGAUGAAGCAAGAAAUUAGGGUGGAUGUUCAUGAGCAACAAUUGGUUCCAGUGAAGUGAUCAUUUUUUUUGGUUUUUCAUUAAGUGCCCCGUAGCUUUUAUGGGGCUUGCAUAAUUUAGAUUCGCGUUGAAAAAUCCUACUAUGGGCAAGGGUGAAUCAGGGGCGAAGAUAGAAUUGUCUAGAUACCGGUAAUUUGGUGGAACCUAAUAGCUUUUGUUUAAAUAGUAUAUAUUUGUAUUAGGAAAUUCAUUAAAUAUGCACACAUAUGAUAUUUAAAAUAUCCAGUUAUUAGUACUCGAUGUCGUCGUUU